Syngnathoides biaculeatus (alligator pipefish) is the source of this 2410-nucleotide messenger RNA. It is a transcript of the gene foxo3a, whose product is annotated as forkhead box O3A. Bases 728 to 2410 code for a protein of 560 amino acids. Lineage: Eukaryota; Metazoa; Chordata; Actinopteri; Syngnathiformes; Syngnathidae. The record is from RefSeq and is a predicted model, not a curated record. Gene Ontology annotation, cellular component: mitochondrial matrix; nucleus. Gene Ontology annotation, biological process: regulation of transcription by RNA polymerase II. Gene Ontology annotation, molecular function: DNA-binding transcription factor activity, RNA polymerase II-specific; RNA polymerase II cis-regulatory region sequence-specific DNA binding. The transcript is spliced from 2 exons.
AAUCUUGGUUUCAGGUAUUCUGUAUUGAAAUCUACGUGAUGUACUCCAUUCAUUCGGAAUAUUAAAAACAUUUACAAUAGAGUACUUUUAGGUGUUACUUUGUGUAAAAAAAAAAAAUAAUAGUAAAAAAAGCCCAAUCCGUUUAAUAGUGAUAGCUGCCAUUUUUCCUCUCUUUUUUUUAUUUAUUUUUUUUAAAUAUGAUGUGCACCCUGCUGGGCAUCCCCAUGGGGAGCUAGUGAGUGACGUCACUGCUCCAUACUGUGCUCUUUUUUUUUUUUGUCGGAGCAGCGCAGAAGAGGAGGACGAGGAAGAAGAGGAGACGCAGCAGCAGCAGCAGGAGGAGGAAGAAGAAGAAGAAGAUUGUGUCGCUUCGCGAACGUUUUGCAUGUGCAAACGUCGUCGUGGAGGCGAAGUGCGCCUGAGUCGGGGGCCGUGUAUUUCCGCGGGAAGGAGGAGGUGCAGCGGUGAAGAUGCACGAGGAAAUGGUCAAAAUGGCAGCGGAGUGACGUGUUAAAUGCUUCGAGGGGCUCGCGGAGGAACGCCAGGCGGAGAUCACCCCCUUCCUCUCCCGGGUCGACGAGGAAAAGCCGCCGCGAGGAUGUCCGCUUAACCCGCAUUCCAGCAAAUAGACGGCACCCGAGCCACCCCCACCCUCCACUGCACCACCCCACACAUUGAUGGAAUGCGACCCGAGUGACUUCCCGACCCGCUCAUCGCCCACCGCGACAUGGCCGAGGCCAGAGAGCCGAACGUGGAGAUCGACCCGGACUUCGAGCCCCAGAAGCGGCCGCGCUCUUGCACUUGGCCGCUGCCCCGUCCGGAGCUCGGCGCUGCGGGCAAACCGGGGGCCAGCGACGCUGAUGUCAUCCCCGAAGAAGAUGACGACGACGACGAGGAGGGAGGAGGCGGAGGUGCGCCCCGGGAGAGCGCCGGGACUCUCGCGCUGAGCGCGCGCGCUCCCUCCGGCCUCCGGGUAGCUUCGGAGGCCGCGGACGGCUCGCCGUCGCCGGCGCAACUGGCGACGGCGGCGGCCGCCCCGGCUUCGCAACAGCUGCGGAAGUCGUCGGCCCGCCGGAACGCCUGGGGCAACUACUCGUACGCGGACCUCAUCACGCAGGCCAUCGAGUCGUCCCCCGAGAAGAGGCUCACCUUGUCGCAGAUCUACGACUGGAUGGUCCGCUCGGUGCCCUACUUCAAGGACAAGGGAGACAGCAACAGCUCGGCCGGGUGGAAGAACUCCAUCCGGCACAACCUGUCCCUGCACAGCCGCUUCGUGAAGGUCCAGAACGAAGGCACGGGGAAGAGCUCGUGGUGGAUGGUCAACCCGGACGGCGGCAAAGGCGGCAAGGCGCCGCGCCGGCGCGCCGUCUCCAUGGACAACAGCAAGUACAUGAAGGGCGCCCGGGGUCGCGCCACCAAGAAGAAAGCCUCGCUGCAGGCCGCCCAGGACGGCAGCUCCGAGAGCUCGUCCAGCCUCUCCAAGUGGACGGGCAGCCCCACGUCGCGCAGCAGCGACGAGCUGGACGCCUGGACCGACUUCCGCUCGCGCACCAACUCCAACGCCAGCACGCUGAGCGGGCGGCUGUCGCCCAUCCUGGCCAACCUGGAACUGGACGAGGUGCCCGUGGACGACUCGCCGCUGUCCCCCAUGCUGUACUCCAGCCCCAGCAGUGUGUCGCCGUCGGCGGGGCCCGCCGGCCUCUCCGACCUGGCCGGCACCAUGAACCUCAACGACGGGCUGGCAGACGACCUGAUGGACGACCUGCUCGACAACAUGGGCGUGAUGGCGUCGCAGCAGCCUCCUCCCGCCGAGGACGACGACGACAAAGGCCAGGGGGGGGCCGUCUUCACCUUCGGCAGCCCCGUCGGCAGCUACGUCCCCAACCCGCUUUUCAGCCCGCCGUCCAUCGCCAGCCUGCGCCAGCCGCCCAUGCAGACCAUCCAGGAGAACAAGCAGACCACCUUCUCCUGCGCCGCACACCUGACCCUGCAGGACCUCCUCAGCCUGGACUCCGGCAACGUCCUGCUCACCCAGUCCGACCCGCUCAUGUCGCAGGCCAGCACCGCCGUGGCGCUGCAGAACUCCCGCCGCAACGCGCUGCUUCUGCGCAAAGACCACGUCCCCCCCCCCGCCAACGUGCAGGCGCAGGUCCCGACCGUCCCCGGCGGAAACGGCCUCAAGUCUCCCGCCAAGGGAUCCCCGGCCUUGCCCGGCCAGGACCGCUUCCCCGCCGCCGACCUGGACCUGGAGGUGUUCAAUGGCGGCCUGGAAUGCGACAUGGACUCCAUCAUCCGCAACGAGCUGAUGGACGCCGACUGCCUGGACCUGAGCUUUGACGCCGCCCACAACGCCAACGUCCCCCCGGGGGGGUUCAAGCGGACGUCGGCGCAGAGCUGGGUCCAGAGCUGA